This is a messenger RNA of Cicer arietinum (chickpea), 1521 nucleotides long. RefSeq lists its product as uncharacterized. Lineage: Eukaryota; Viridiplantae; Streptophyta; Magnoliopsida; Fabales; Fabaceae. The record is from RefSeq and is a predicted model, not a curated record.
AUGCCGUUACUUGAAAUUAUUGGUGUUACAUCUACAGAAAUGACAUUUUGUGUUGGAUUUGCGUAUCUACAGUCUGAGCGUGUUGAUAAUUUUACAUGGGCACUACAAAUGUUGAAAGAACAGAUUACAGGUGGUGAAGUUGAAGUAAUUGUUACUGAUAGAGAUCUUGCUUUAAUGAACGCUGUUGAAUGUGUUUUUCCAAAGGCAGUCAAUUUAUUAUGUCUGUUUCAUGUAUGCAAAAAUGUGAAAGCAAAGUGCAAGAUGACUGUUUUUCCAAAAAAGAAGCAGGUGCAAAUAAUGGAGGCAUGGGAGGCUCUUGUUUACAGUUAUGAUGAGACUCAGUACUACAUGAAUUUGGCUAACUUUGAAGGAAUUUGUAGUAGCUCUUCUAUCUUUAAUGAUUAUAGCAUAAUUCAGAAGGUCCAUCAACAUAUUAACAGAUUGUAUGCCAAUUUGCGUGGUGUUGUGUCAAAAAAUGCAAUAGACCACAUUGCUGCAGAGUUUGAUCGCGUGAAGUAUGUAGGUAUAGAUAAGUCUGAAUGUCGCUGCACAAUUAGGAGAACACAUGGUCUACCUUGUGCAUGUGAGAUAGCCAGGUAUAGUAUGAUCCCCCGUUCUAUUCCAUUAGAUGUUAUUCAUGUUUGGUGGACUAAAUUAACUUUUCAUGAUGAUGGAUCGGGUAAACCUUCAGAAUUAUCUGUGAAACAUGAAAUAGAAGUGAUAGUGAAAAAGUUUGAUGAACUUGAUGUACCUGGAAAAAUUGCACUGAAAGGUAAAUUACGUGAGAUUGUGUAUCCAUCGACUACGUCGAUGUGUCCACCUGUUGACAAGGUUAAAACAAAGGGUGCACCGAAAAAAGGCAAAAGUAAGAUAUCAAAAAGAGAUAAAUCAACCAAGCGUGAUCCAUCUUGGUGGGAAUAUGUGGAUGCAAGUGUUCGAUGCAGUGGCACAAAAGCAUGUAGUACUGUAACUUCUAAUAAAGUACAACAACCUCGACCAUCAGUAACAAAGCUCACACCUCGACCAUCAGUCAGCAAAGUUCAACAACCGAGAGUUCUUAUCUUCAAGGAAUGGUUGCCGGUUGAAAUUCACAAAUUCAUAGAUGACAUUAUUGACGUGGGUGAGGAUGGUAAUUGUGGAUAUCGUGCAGUUGCAGCUUUACUUGGAAUGGGUGAGAACUUUUGGGCAUUCAUUCGUCAAGAGUGUGUGGUAGAGCUUCAAGAAGUCAUGUCUCAUUACGAGAUAAUAUAUGGUGGACAAAUUUUUGUUCAACAACUUAUACGCAAUGUAUAUGUUGAACAUGUUGCAACUUUGGAUAAUUGGAUGACACUUCCAGAAAUGGGAUAUGUGAUUGCUUCGAAAUUUAACUUGGUUUUCGUCGCAUUAUCACUUAACCAAUCAGAAACAUUUUUUCCACUUAGAAGUCCACCACCAACACCUAUUUCAGAUCAUCGUAUGAUAAUUAUUGCAUUUGUUAAUAACUGUCACUUUGUGCAGGUAUUUAAUUUUUCACUUAGAUAG